AUGGGAGCUAGCUUUGGGGACGCGACGGAGGGAGCGAGCCUGCCGGCUCAGUCAGUCAGUACGGCGGCACGGGGAACGCGGGGUCCGGCUCGGACCAUUUUAACUGCGGCUCCGCUGGCGGCGCGCGCCCGCGACACAGCUCGGAGCCGCAGGAGCGCGCGGCCUGCUCGGGGAGGGGGCGGAGCCGCGGCAGCGGCGCGCUCGGGGCGGGGGCGUGGGCGCCCGGCUGCUCACCCGGGACGGGCCGCUAGGCGGGGACUGCUGGGAAGCGGGCUGGCGAGGGUGCGGGGCUCACGGGGAGCGGCGCGCGCCCCUCCCUCCCGUCGCCCAAGGUUUCGCGUAGCCCACGCCCCUUUUGUGGGGCGGGAGGAGACGCUUCCGAGCCAGCUGUGUGGCAUCCGUUUGCCCUGCCGCGCUGACGUCUCUAGGUACAAGUUCAAGAACUGCCAUUGGCCGGGAGCCGCUCGGCUCUUUCUUUCACCCCCACCUCCCGACUCGGAGACCCGGGCGACGAAGAAUAGAAUGAAAGCAUAUAUCGAAUUAUUUAUACACACCAGAAAGAUAAACAGUUUUUUCAACCCAGUUAGUCAUCCAACAUCCCAGGCUGCAAGCUUAUGGAUGACUUUAUCGUCUGCACCCUCGAAGUCCCAUCUAUCCAUUCAUCAGAGAGGGCUGCACCUGGCUGACGGCCAGUGAGAAGGCCAGCCCUCCAAUCUACAGAAUUCUGAAUUCUGCCAACAAGUGCAUAAGCAUGGAAGAAGAGCCCGAACAACAAGGGAGCACAGCCCCACUGAUGCCUUGAUUCCAGCCCCAUGGGAACCUGACCAGAGACUCCGGCUGAGCCCACGCCAGGAUUUCUGACCUACAGAACUAUGAAAUAAUAAAAAGGUGUUGUUUUAAAUCA
This is a messenger RNA of Balaenoptera ricei (Rice's whale), 904 nucleotides long. RefSeq lists its product as uncharacterized. The coding region runs from base 1 to 696 and encodes 231 amino acids. The record is from RefSeq and is a predicted model, not a curated record. The transcript is spliced from 3 exons. NCBI's taxonomy places the organism in Eukaryota, Metazoa, Chordata, Mammalia, Artiodactyla, Balaenopteridae.